UCUCUCUUACUGGUUCGGAUAUGAGGUUUGAGAAGUGGUGGUUGCCGGUGAUGUUGGCCUUCGUCCUCGCCGGAGCGGCGGAAAUUGUUGAUUCAUAUGAACGGCCUCCGCCACGGGAGUCUCUCGUCGUUUCACCCUCCGUAGAUGCUGAUCCUACAACUCCACAACAGGUUCAUGUAUCUUUGAUCGGUAAAGAUAGAAUGCGAAUUUCGUGGAUUACCGACGAUCAUACUCCACCCACGGUAGACUACGGCACAUCCCCGGGGAAAUACCAGUAUUCGGCUAACGGCACCAUUUCUUCUUACGAGUAUCUAACUUACGCAUCUGGUGAAAUACAUGACGUAGUAAUAGGUCCAUUGGACCCGAACACCGUAUAUUAUUACCAUUUUGGCCCCGGUUCGAGCCCUGAAUUCUCUCUCAAGACUCCUCCUGCCCAAUUUCCGAUCAAAUUUGCCGUUUCAGGUGAUCUUGGGCAAAGUGGAUGGACCAAAUCGACACUUGAACACAUCUCAAAAUCAAACUAUGAUGUGUUACUACUACCUGGAGAUUUGUCGUACGCCGAUACGAUACAACCCCUAUGGGACUCGUUUGGCCGUUUAGUGGAGCCGUUAGCUAGCCAACGGCCGUGGAUGGUGACACAAGGCAACCACGAAGUCGAGAAAAUCCCGGUCAUCCACCACACCCCGUUCACUUCCUACAAUGCAAGGUGGCAUAUGCCGUUUGAGGAGAGUGGCUCCUCGUCUAACUUAUACUACUCGUUUGAGGUCUCAGGCGUUCACGUCAUCAUGUUGGGUUCCUACACCGAUUUUGGCCCUGGCUCGGACCAAUAUGGGUGGUUAGAGUCGGAUUUGGAGAAGGUCGAUAGAAGCAAAACACCUUGGCUCGUCGUGCUUAUUCAUGCUCCGUGGUAUAACUCGAACUACGCUCAUCAAGGGGAGCAAGAAUCGGUUGGCAUGAUGGAAUCUAUGGAGGGAUUGCUUUAUAAAGCUCGUGUAGAUGUCGUUUUUGCAGGACAUGUUCAUGCUUACGAGCGUUUUAAUCGCGUUUACAAUCAAGAAAUUGAUAAUUGCGGCCCGGUGCAUAUCACAAUCGGGGAUGGAGGCAAUCGCGAAGGUCUUGCUAGCAAGUAUAAAGAGCCACAACCAACGAUAUCGGUAUUUAGGGAAGCCAGUUUCGGGCAUGGGGAAUUCGAGGUAGUCAAUGCAAGUUAUGCCAUGUGGUCGUGGCGUAGAAACGACUACGAUGAAGCGGUUCAGUCUGAUUCGAUCUGGUUAAGAAGUCUCGCUUCAGACCCAGGUUGUAAUAAGCUAUAAAUGUGAAGUCCUUAUUAUAUAUCUUACUUAACUCUUUCCCUCCAUGACUCCACCCCUUCUUCUAUCACCUUCAUCUUCUCA
Messenger RNA from Cynara cardunculus var. scolymus (artichoke), 1394 nucleotides. Its product is annotated as probable purple acid phosphatase 20. The transcript has 5 exons. NCBI's taxonomy places the organism in Eukaryota, Viridiplantae, Streptophyta, Magnoliopsida, Asterales, Asteraceae. The record is from RefSeq and is a predicted model, not a curated record. Gene Ontology annotation, molecular function: metal ion binding; acid phosphatase activity. Bases 21 to 1313 code for a protein of 430 amino acids.